UAUCAAUAAAAAUUAAAAUUACCUGCAAUAUUCUUUUGAGAAAUAGAUCCAUGUAUAUUUAUUUAAAGCCAUACAGGUACCUAGAACAUGGCAUUAAAUGAUUUUUUUUUUCGACCACAAAAUUAAUCUAAUUUGCCCAUUGGAAUUUAAAACCAUUCAUACUGUUCUAUGGUUUUAGAUUAUUUAAUAAUAAAUCAUUUAUUAACAUAGAUGAUAUCACCAGUGAUGCAUUCUCAUAAAAAGUGAGGAUUUUACAUAUUUUCCUUUUAAUUAUUAACAUUGAUAACACCUAUGGAUAAAGCUGCAAUAAUUGUUUUUAAAUUAUUCAAGUUUAUAUGUUAUAUUUUAACAAUACAGAGACAACCUGUUUCAUAUUAUUAUAAAUAUUUCAUUUGUUAUAAAAUUUUACCUUUUACAUUAGGCAUAACUUUUUUCAUUUUGAGAAUAAUUCAAUUCUAUGUGUUUUCAGCUACGCUAAUUUAAAUAGUUUUUCUUUCUUAACAUAUUAUAUGUGAAUAAUACAGUAUUUUAUCACUGCACUGCUUCACUCUGCUUUUAAUGUGUCUCAUGCAUGAGUGCCACAUUUUCAAGAUACCAUGUCGAGUUCUGUGUUCUGUGUUUUUACUCAACUUAUCUCUUCUCUCUUUCUCUCGCAGUGUUUCACAGAUAAUGUUGCAGACACAAGUGGACUAGCACAAUUCCACGAUUUUAUAAAUUUACAAUCUUACAUCCUUUAAAGGAGCCAACCAUGUCUGACUAUUCCCCACAGGGAGCUCCCAUGCUGAGAUUAUUCACGCUGGGAUUAUCUAUACCCUCCCUUCAUGACAAGAAAGGGCGAUCAAAGCCUUCAUGUCUGUUUCAGGAGCGCCGGGAGUAUAAGCCUCAAGCCUCUUUGAGACAAAAAGCACCUAAGCCUGUUAAGCCCCCACAGAAAUCACCUGUGAUUGAGUGUUCCCCACAGGAAGCACCUCUGUCUGAGUGUUUCUCAGGAGCACCUGUGGUUUCCACAGGAUCACUGCAGGGAGUAUACAUGCCUGCUAAGACUCCACAGAGAGAACCUCUACUUGAGAGUUUUACAGAGGGUGGUCAAGUGUUCAAGUGUUCACCAGAGGGAUCACCUGUGUCUGGUUGUUCUCAAGAGGGAGCACCAAAGCCUAUGUGUUCCCCACAGGCAGCUCCUGUGAUUGAGUGUUCCCCACAGGGAGCUCCCAUGCUGAGAUUAUUCACUCUGGGAUUAUCUAUACCCACUCUUCAUGACCAGAAAGGGCGAUCAAAGCCUUCAUGUCUGUUUCAGGAGCGCCGGGAGUAUAAGCCUCAAGCCUCCUUGAGACAAAAAGCAACUAAGCCUGUUAAGUCCCCACAGAGAUCACCUGUGCCUGAGUGUUCCACUCAAGGAACACCAGUUUCAACAGGAUCCCUGCAGGGAGCACAUAUGCCAGCUGAUACCCCACAGGGAGAAUCUAUGCUUGCAAACGUCUCAAAGGUAAGGCCAUUGCCCAAGUGUUACCCAGAGGGAUCAUACAUACCCAAGUGUUCCACACAGGAAGCACAUUUGUCCAAAUGUUCCCCACAGAGAGAAUAUGUGCACACCGGGAGCAUACAAGGAGAAAUGGUUCUUAAGUGCCCCCUACAGGAAUUACCUGUGCUUGAGUGUUCCCCACAGGGAGAACCUGUGUUUGAGUUUACCCAAGCAGAACUGUUUUCUCCUGAAGGUUCCACUCAGGGAGUAUCUUACAAUCAUGGAACACCCAUGCCUAAGGUGUUCACCCUGGGAAAGUCUGUACCUUUCUUAUCCACAGAGAACUCCAAGCUACGUAAGUAUCAAGCUUUCUUGAGACAGGGAAAACGCUUGUCUGUUAAGUCCCCACAGGGAACACCUCUGCUUGAGAGUUAUUCAGAGGUAGGCCCGGUGUUUGAGUUACCCCCAGUGGUAGCGUUAACUCCUGAAGGUUCCCCUCAGGGAGCAUCUUCCAAUCAUACAACACCCAUGCCCAAGUUGUUAACCCUGGGAAUAUCUGUACCGGUCUUGUCCACAAAGAAGUACUGGCUACAUAAGUAUCAAUCUUUCUUGAGACAAAGAACACACUUGUCUAUCAAGAGUGCACAGAAAUCUCCUGAGCCUGAGUUUUCACCUCAGGGAGCACCUGUGAAUGGAUAUUUCCAAAAAGAAGCACCCCUGUCUGAGUGUUUCUCGGGAACACCUGUGCUGGAGUAUUUUACUCAAGGAAUGCUGGGUUCCACAGAAUCCUUGCAGGGAGUAAACAUGCCUGCUAAGGACCCACAGGGAGCACCUCUGCUUGAGAGUUAUUCUGAGGGAGGCACGGUGUUUGAGUUACCCCCAGUGGAAGCGUUAACUCCCGAAGGUUUCCCUCAGGGAGGAUCUUCCAAUCAUACAACACCCAUGCCCAAGUUGUUCACCCUGGGAAUAUCUGUACCUGUCUUAUCCACAAAGAACUACCGGCUACAUAAGUGUCAAUCUUUCUUGAGACAAAGAACACACUUGUUUAUCAAUAGUGCACAGAAAUCUCCUGAGCCUGUUUUUUCAUCUCAGGGAGCACCUGUGACUGAAUAUAUCCCAAAAGAAGCACCCCUGUCUGAGUGUUUCGCAGGAACACCCAGACUAGAGUAUUCUACUCAAGGAAUGCUGGGUUUCACAGGAUCCUUGCAGGGACUUUACAUGCCUGCUAAGGACCAACAGGGAGCACCUCUGCUUGAGAGUUAUUCAGAUGGAGGCCCGGUGUUUGAGUUACCCCCAGCAGAAGCGUUUACUCCCAAAGGAUCCCACCAGGAAGCAUCUUCCAAUCAUACAACAACCAUGCCCAAGUUGUUCACCCUGGGAAUAUCUGUACCUGUCUUAUCCACAAAGAAGUACCGGCUACAUAAGUAUCAAGCCUUCUUGAGAAAAAGAACAUACUUGUCUAUCAAGACUGCACAGAAAUCUCCUGAGUCUGAGUUUUCAUCUCAGGGAGCUCCUGUGACUGAAUGUUUCCAACAGGAAGCACCCAUUCCUGAGUGUUACCCAGAGGAAGAACCAAUGAUUGUGUGUUCCCCAGAGGAGGAAUCCAUGAAUGUGUGCUCCCCAGAGGAAGAACCCAUGCUUGUGUGUUCCUCAGAGGAAGAACCCAUGCUCGUGUGUUUCUCAGAGAAAGCUUCUGAGUCUGAGUUUUCUCCACAGGAAGCACUCAUGCUUGAGUCUUCCCCUCAUCAAAAACCCUUGCCUUAUGGCUUCCACUUCAUGCCAAAGUUAUUUACUUUGGCAUUAUCCUCACUCAUUUCUUCCACAUGGAAGCACCAGCAGCAUAAGUCCCAAUCUUCCAUGAAACAGAGAACUCGUUUACCUGCCAGGUCCUCAAAGAAAUCACCUACACCCAAGAGUUCUUCACCAGAUGCGGCCAUGCCUGAGUGUCCCCCUGAGGAAGGAUCCAUGACCCAUCUUGACAAAGCAAAGGUCGAGGCAAGAGAACGCCACAGGUCCCCAUAUAAUCAGACAAGGAAGUCACAGAGAGUCACCCAACCUGCCAAGGGUAAAAAAGAGGCAACCAUGCCUGUGUGUUCCCCAGAGGAAGAAGAACCCAUGCUUGUGUAUUCCUCAGAGGAAGAACCCAUGCUUGUGUGUUCCUCAGAGGAAGAACCCAUGCUUGUGUGUUCCUCAGAGGAAGAACCCAUGCUUGUUUGUUCCUUAGAGGAAGAACCUAUGCUUGUGUGUUUAUCAGAGAAAGCACCCAAGCCUGAGUUUUCCCCACAGGAAGCACUCAUGCCUGAGUCAUCCUCUGAGGGAGCAUCUUCCCCUCAUCAAACACCUUCACUCUCUGGCUUCCCUGAUGAAGCUCCCAUGCCAGAGUUAUUAAAUCCUGGAAUAUCUUCACCCGUUUCUUCUAUAAGGAAGCACCAGCAGCAUAAGUCCCAAUCUUCCUUGAAACAGAGAACUCGUUUACCUGACAGGUCCUCACAGAAAUCACCUGCACCCAAGAGUUCUUCACAAGAUGCGGCCAUGCCUGAGGGUUCUCCUGAGGAAGGAUCCAUGACCCAUCUUGACAAAGCAAAGGUUGAGGCAACAGAACGCCACAGGUCCUCACAUAUUCAGACAAGGAAGUCACAGGGAGUCACCCAAUCUGCCAAAGGUAAAAAAGAAGCACCCAUGCCUGUGUGUUCCCCAGAGGAUGAAGCACCCAUGCCUGUGUGUUCCCCAGAGGAUGAAGAACCCAUGCCUGUUUGUUCCCCAGAGGAAGAACAACCCAUGCCUGUUUGUUCCCCAGAGGAAGAAGAACCCAUGCUUGUGUGUUCCUCAGAGGAAGAACCCAUGCUUGUGUGUUCCUCAGAGGAAGAACUCAUGCUUGUGUGUUCCUCAGAGGAAGAACCCAUGCUUGUGUGUUCCUCAGAGGAAGAACCCAUGCUUGUUUGUUCCUCAGAGGAAGAACCUAUGCAUGUGUGUUUAUCAGAGAAAGCACCCAAGCCUGAGUUGUCCCCACAAGAAGCACUCAUGCCUGAGUCAUCCUCUCAGGGAGCAUCUUCACCUACACUCUCUGGCUUCCCUGAUGAAGCUCCCAUGCUGGAGUUGUUAAAUCCUGGAAUAUCUUCACCCGUUUGUUCCACAAGGAAGCACCAGCAGCAUAAGUCUCAAGCUUCUUUGAAACAGAAAACCCUCUUGCCUGUCAAAUCCUCACAGAAAUCACCUGUGCCAGAGAGCUUUUCACAAGAAGCAGCUAUGCCUGAGUGUUCCUCUCAGGAAUCAUCCAUGCACACCGGGACCCCACAAAGCCCGUCUCUUCUUAAAGCCCAUCUUGACAAAACAAGGGUGGAGGAACCACACAGGUCCUCAUCUAAUAAGGCUAGGAUGUCACAUGGAGUAUCCCAACCUGCCAAGACUCUGAAAAAAGCACCCAUGCCUGAAUGUUCCCCAGAGGAAGAACCCAUAAGUGUGUGUUCCCCAGAGGAAGAACCUAUGCUUAUGUUCUCCCCGGAGGAAGAACCUAUGCUUAUGUGCUCCCCGGAAGACGAACCCUUGCAUGUGUGUUCCCCGGAGGAAGAGCCCAUGCUUCUGUGUUUAUCAGAGAUAGUACCUGAGCCUGAAAUUUCCCCACUGGGAGCACCCAUUCUGUCCUUUCAGCAAGACAAUAAAUGUGCUCCACGCAAAAAACAGCACACAAUAAAGGAUGCAAAGGUACAGCAGAAGCCGCAAAGAAGGAGAAAAAAGAAGAACCAAAGGCAGCAGGCAAGACCAUGCCCAAGUUCCCAUCCUAAUCUGAAAAGGAAAUGUGCAUGCAGCAGAAACAAACUGGACAACUUAGAUGGAUGUCAGCUUCCAAAGAGGAAAAAGACAAAUAACAGAGGUCAAAGAUUCUUUCACCUCAGAGCCUGUCAAUGCUGCCGUUUUUAUUUGAGAAGUCAGCAGCGGAGAAAGCGAAACUCUUGUGCCCAUCAACUGCCAAGAAGAUCUCAUUGUAACCUUUACCCAAAAGCCUGUCCAUGUUCCCAACCUAGUUUUUGGAGACAGCAAAACCCACAUACCCAUCAAAGAGAACCAGUGCAUCUGAGGCAAAGAACUCGAAGACCUCCCCCCAGAGCAUAUUCAUGGCUUCAAUCCACUUUGUGGAACCCUUAUGACCCUCAAGUACGACAAUCAGAUCUGGGACGAAGAGCUCAAAGAAUCUCCCCAAGAGCACAUACUUGGUUCCAGCCAAGUUUGUGGAGGCAACAGAAUGUGUAUUCUUCUCAAUCACAACCAUGGCAUAUGGGGCAUAUGAGGCUUCACCCAAGAACAUAUCCAUGGGCCCAUCCCCAUUUUAGGAGGCAGGAGAGCCCUCGUGCCCAUCAAUCACGACCAUUACAUUUAGGGCAAAGAGAAAUGAGGGUUCAUCCAAGAAUGCACCCAUGGACCCAUCCCCACUUGUGGAGGGCACAGAAUGCAUAUGAACCUCGAUCAAGACCAUGGCAUCUGGGACAAAGAGCUUUGAGAUUUCACCCAAGAGCCUAUUCAUGGUUCUGGCCCAAUUAAUCAGUCACCUAGUUCAUAAAACAUGAUUUUUUUGGAUUUGGAUUUGUUUAUACACUUUUAUUUAUUUAUUUAUUUAUUUAUUUAUUUAUUUAUUAGGGCUAGAAAAAUAACGCAUUAAAAUUAUUAACGCAUUUGAUACACUUGACCUUAAAGUAAUAGUUCACCCAACCAAAAAUACAAUUCUUUCAUCAUUUACUCAGAUUGUCCAAAAGAGUAGGCAAUAUGUAAUCAAUUUGAUCAAAUAAAAUAUUUCUUGCUGAACC
This is a messenger RNA of Carassius gibelio (silver crucian carp), 6258 nucleotides long. RefSeq lists its product as uncharacterized. Lineage: Eukaryota; Metazoa; Chordata; Actinopteri; Cypriniformes; Cyprinidae. Bases 749 to 5995 code for a protein of 1748 amino acids. The transcript is spliced from 2 exons. The record is from RefSeq and is a predicted model, not a curated record.